GGCCCUACAGAGAGGCCAGGUGGGUGUUUCUCGUGCAGAGAUGGCCGCUGAGGUUUGCAGGGCUCAGGCGGCUCAGCCGGGCGGGGACACCAUAUUCGGAAAAAUCAUCCGUAAAGAGAUCCCCGCCAAGAUCAUCUUCGAGGACGAGAAGUGCCUUGCAUUUCAUGAUAUUUCUCCACAAGCUCCAACUCAUUUCCUAGUGAUCCCCAAGAAGCAUAUUGCUCAAAUAUCUCAAGUGGAAGAUACCGAUGCAGAUCUUCUUGGCCAUUUAAUCAUUGUGGGGAAAAAAUGUGCAGCUCAAUUAGGCCUGACUAGAGGAUACCGAAUGGUUGUGAAUGAAGGUCCAGAUGGUGCUCAGUCAGUCUAUCAUGUGCAUCUCCAUGUACUUGGGGGACGUCAAAUGGCCUGGCCUCCAGGCUAGGACUCCGAAUGAGAAGAAAAAUGUUGUCCUUAGUCUGUUGAAUAGAGUCCACACAUGUUCUGUCUAUAAUCCCAAUUAAUAUUUCGUGUGGAAGACAAUUAUAAAUUUUGCCAUAAAUCAAUAAAGGUUAAGCUUAAUUAUU
This is a messenger RNA of Ahaetulla prasina, 563 nucleotides long. It is a transcript of the gene HINT1, whose product is annotated as histidine triad nucleotide binding protein 1. Bases 41 to 421 code for a protein of 126 amino acids. The record is from RefSeq and is a predicted model, not a curated record. The transcript is spliced from 3 exons. Gene Ontology annotation, cellular component: cytoplasm; nucleus. NCBI's taxonomy places the organism in Eukaryota, Metazoa, Chordata, Lepidosauria, Squamata, Colubridae. Gene Ontology annotation, molecular function: hydrolase activity. Gene Ontology annotation, biological process: purine ribonucleotide catabolic process.